AUGUUUACGAAGGUGUCGAUUUCGACUGCGAAUGUCCCAGGACUGACUACCGCAGCGGCUAAGACGGGGAUGGACAGCGAUAAUCCCACCGGAAACCAGGUUCUGUUUCAUACCGACCUGACUGAAAUCGACUAA
Messenger RNA from Fusarium keratoplasticum, 135 nucleotides. RefSeq lists its product as uncharacterized. The transcript has 4 exons. Lineage: Eukaryota; Fungi; Ascomycota; Sordariomycetes; Hypocreales; Nectriaceae. Bases 1 to 135 code for a protein of 44 amino acids. The record is from RefSeq and is a predicted model, not a curated record.